Ochotona curzoniae (black-lipped pika) is the source of this 5766-nucleotide messenger RNA. RefSeq names its product YOD1 deubiquitinase (gene YOD1). Gene Ontology annotation, cellular component: nucleus; cytosol. Gene Ontology annotation, biological process: endoplasmic reticulum unfolded protein response; protein deubiquitination. Lineage: Eukaryota; Metazoa; Chordata; Mammalia; Lagomorpha; Ochotonidae. The record is from RefSeq and is a predicted model, not a curated record. Gene Ontology annotation, molecular function: cysteine-type deubiquitinase activity. Bases 17 to 1063 code for a protein of 348 amino acids. The transcript has 2 exons.
CCGGCGUCCUCUCGCGAUGUUUGGCCCCGCGAAGGGUGGCCAUCUUGGAGUCCGCCCGGCGGCUGGUGGCCCCGGCGGCGUCUCGCCUCCCGCGGCCGCCACCAAGGCCGGCCCCGCAGGCGUCUGGCCUGGGGGCGGCCAGUCCGGCACGAUGUGGCGGCUCCGCUGCAAGGCCAAGGAUGGCACCCAUGUCUUGCAGGGGCUGUCCAGCCGGACCCGACUACGGGAACUCCAGAGCCAAAUUGCCGCCAUCACCGGCAUCGCGCCCGGGGCUCAGCGAAUUCUCGUCGGGUUUCCGCCGGAGUGCCUGGACCUCGGCGACGGGGACCUCGUCCUGGAGGACUUGCCCAUCCAGUCAGGCGACAUGCUGAUCGUUGAAGAAGACCAAACCAGGCCCAACACUUCACCUGCAUUUACGAAACACGGUGCUCCUGGUUCUGUCCGGGAAGCUUUGCCCGUCCUGACCAGAACCAUGGUCCCAGCGGACAACUCUUGCCUCUUUACCAGUGUAUACUAUGUCGUUGAAGGCGGAGUGCUGGAUCCAGCCUGUGCCCCCCAGAUGAGGCGCCUCAUAGCACAAAUCGUAGCGAGUGAUCCAGACUUGUACAGCGAGGCCAUUCUGGGGAAAACCAAUCAGGAGUACUGUGAGUGGAUCAGAAGGGAUGACACUUGGGGAGGAGCCAUUGAGAUAUCCAUCUUGUCUAAGUUUUACCAGUGCGAGAUCUGUGUGGUGGAUACACAGACAGUAAGAAUCGACCGAUUUGGGGAAGAUGCGGGGUAUACCAAAAGGGUGCUGCUCAUUUAUGACGGCGUCCACUAUGAUCCGCUCCAGCGCAACUUCCCGGAUCCGGACACCCCUCCCCUGACCAUCUUCUCCUCAAACGACGACAUUGUUCUUGUACAAGCACUGGAAUUAGCAGAUGAAGCUCGAAGAAAGAGACAGUUUACUGAUAUCAACCGCUUCACCCUGAGAUGCAUGGUGUGUCAGAAGGGAUUAACUGGCCAGGCAGAAGCGAGGGAGCAUGCCAAGGAGACGGGCCACACCAACUUCGGAGAAGUGUGAUCUGUGCACGAGGAGGGUUGAAGCCUACUACCUCACUGAUCCAGAAGGCUCUGGGUUUCCAAUAAGCUAUCCAUAACCCUGAAGAACAAAGGACAAUGCUUGAACCACACCUUGAACUUGAAGCCACUAAGAUGCCGAAAUUCCUUGUUAAGAUUAAAAUUAGUGUGCAAGUUUACAGAUGUGUGUCUACAGUGGUGAUCCAUGCCCUCUUUCCACUGGGGUGACAAGUUAGGUAGCCUUUACAUCUGCUGACAUUAACCUGAAGAUGAGUUUUAGUAUUACAGACUAGCACCCAGCAGCUUUAACUGCAGGAGGAAAGAACAUCACCUUUCGAAUAAUGUUGAAGACCACUUGUGAGGCCACUGGACCUAUACCACAAUGUUUCCAGUUAACUGAGUACUUUGAAUAACUCUGAGAGAGUUAAUAAUUCCUAAAUUAUGAAUUGAUUUAUCAGAUGAAGAUACUCAGAAUUGUCAAAACUGAUUUUAUAUUGCAGUUUGGUAGACUUUCAGAUGUGACCUUCACCAUGUCUAAGUGCAUAACAAGCAAUCUUUACAGGAUGAGUGCAUUCCUAGAGAAUGUUACCUGAAGACGGGAGCUGGAAGCGUCCUGUUCCAGCGUUCUGGUGUGCAAAAGUAGAAUGUAUGAGGGAAAAGGUGCCUGAAGCAGCUUACUAAAGCUUUAAAAGACCAUCGGCCUUGUGUGUUUCAAUGCAAUUCCUGUAUUUGUCACAUUGGGUACAAUUUUAAAAUUAAUCAGGGUGAUUUUUUUUUUAUUGAAAUUCAAGUGCUUGAUUUUUGCUUUUUUAAAGAUUUGUCUGGAGGGAUUUAAUUCCCUCAGCUUUUUGUUUAAGAGCACUUCCUCUGAAAAACAUUCUCUCUCUUUUUUUUUUUUCUUCAAGUGAUCAUGCUGUGAUUCAGUUUGUGUUUUGGAAAAUGUUACAUACCCACACAAUAUCUGGUCUUGUGUUAGCUAACCCUGUCCCUUCCACUGACACACUUUUGAAUAAUUCCAUAUUUCUGCAAAUUAGCACUUUGUUUAAUCUGUGAGCUUGUACUCUGAAACAUUUUCAAAGUAAUUGGGAUAAUACUCUUGAAUGAAUUUCUUGUAAAAUAUGGAAGUUUCAAAACCCUUGCCUUAUUCAGCGUUCUCUGACUCCUGCUUCCUGCUAGUUGAUUAAGUGUGCAGCCAUUUGCUUGGUGGACUCGUCCACGAGGCACAUUCUUCUAAACCGGGGUUUCACUACAAAGAUCUUCCACAUAAGAUGCUCUACCUCUUUUCUUAAUUCCUGUGAGGAUCAGGGAUGCUAAAUUAUAACUUGUUAUGUAUUAUUUACCAUGUUGUGACGUUCUCUGGGUCUCAGUUUUGAUGAAGUAUCUCUUAGAAAUCUCUGGUAGACACUAAGCACUUGCUGUCUCUUUCAGCAUGUAUUCUCAACAACAUGUGAGUUUUUAGCAUUUGCACUUGAGGAGGGUGACCAUGUGAAAUUAACCAUGUGAACAAUUUAGGGGGGGAAAAACUUAAAGGAGCAGUUCACAGCAUGUGAUUCAAAUCAUGAAAUGACAUUGCUUGAGCACCUUUUGUAUGCAUUAACUGUUUAGGCAUUGUAAAUUCGUAUGGUAAAUAUAACUUUAGAAUGUUUCUUUUUCUGAGCCUUGAAAAGAACGCUUGUGAGCUUCCAGUACUGAAUGUUUGGCAAUCAUAUUAUGUAUGAAUGAACAUGGUUGGAAAUCUCUUCAUCCUGUCAUCUGGCCUAGAUGGUUUUCAUACAUCUUUGUUUUCCCAGAAAAGAUUACAUUUAAAACUAAGUUAUGAAAAGACCACCAGAUAACAUUCAUCAAAUUGAACUUUCUGCAUUGUCAUUCUUUAAGCUGCCUUCUUUUCUUUGCCACAUCAGGAGCUGAAUUGGAUGUAUGUUUACUGAAAUUUUAGACCUGAAAAUUUAUUCAUGCAACAAAUAUUUGUUGACUUUUCUGUCAUGUAACAGGCUUGCUUUGAUGUUUCCUAGCAUGGAUUUCUGUCACUUUAAAAUUGAGUAAAUAUGAAUUAUAAUGGAUUAAUUCAAAAGUGAGGAGAAAUAGAACAAGGAUAUUUUGCAGAAGUAAAUUCUUCCAUCUUAUGAGUUUUGUUUACAUACUGUUAGGUGUAUCUUAUUUAUCUGGGUCAACUAGGUUGUCCAGUCACCAGGUGAACACUGAUAAUUCAGAUCACCUUUUAAUACAUACUAUAUAUAUAUUUAUAUAUAUUAAAUACAGAUAUGUAUUUAAUACGUAUACACACAUAUACACGUGAUUUUUUAAAAUAUUUGCUGAAAUUCAUCACUGAUACUUUAAUAGUGUUUUAAUCAUGAACAUUUAGGGUGAAGCAUUAUUUGUAGCCUAUGUGAUUGAAUUAUUGAUUUUAAAACUUCUCAUUCUAAACUCAAGCUUGUGAGCCUUGCAGAAUCUAGUCAUUUUACUAUGCUUAUUAGGCUUGUGGUCAGUAAUGAAUGUGGAUACAUUCUUGUCUUGAGAAUUCUGAAAAUGCUGUGGAUUUAUUAAGUUUGCACUGAAGCAGAAUGAAGGCCUUCUUUCUAUUCCUUCAGUUUUUGUCUGCCAUACCAAAAGGGGGAGGGGGAGGUGUAAAUUAAAAUGAGGGUAGUUUGCAUUAGUGGAAGAAUGGAUAGAAACUGUUUACCACCACUCUUAAAUAGAGUGAUCUCAGUGUUAAAAAUUCCUAUCUCUGGGGACCUGGUGAUGUGACAACAUCAAUGUGUCUUGUGCUGAGGGUUCACUGUUGAUUUCUUAUUUGCCAUGAGUGAGAAAUGGGUAUAGUCAAGUGGUAUCCUUAAGCUUGGCUGUUGUGAGCUUAAUUAAGAAUUAAUGUAUAGUCAUGCCAUUGAUUUCCAUGAAGUUCAGCAGAAUCAUAAAAAGGAAUUAUCUGUUUAUGCCCCUAAGUGCCCAAGCCAAAACCUGCUUAUCUAGCUUAUUCCUUCUGGGUGUUGCACGAUGCACUAGCUAAAUAGCUUUCUGUGUCUUAAAAAAAAUGAAUGGGAAAAUAUGGAGUAUAAGUAACAGUGUUUUGUUUUUAUAAAUCAGGUGGCCUUCCCUAAAUUCACAUGUUUUAGCAAUUGUGUUCUUUCAUAUGUUGACACACAUUAAUUGUUUGCAGCACUUUAAAAAUCAUGAAAUAAAAGUUUACAUGGAGCCCUCUGUAGGGAUCUUGUGAGGACACAAUACAGUUCUUGAGCUGCUGGCCCUCAGCUCUUACUGACCAAUAGAACUCAAUUUCAGCAUGAUCUGUGUCCCAGCAUUAAUGUUACUUUCUAUUAUAAUGUGAUUGUCUUUUAUCAUUCACUGUACAGUACAGUAUUCAAACUUGUCUUCAUAGCACAAAGAUAACAUUUUUUUAAAAAUUUGGUUCUUAGGAUUCUUCAUUUGUUUCUAAGCACUUACUUUAAGAAGCUGAGUUUUAAAUUAGGCCUUAAAACUCAUAUACAGACAACAACAUUUUGAAGUUAAACACUUGAUUUGAAUAAGCUAGUUUAGUAAAGAUGUUUUGUUGUGAAGCAUUAUAUUGUAUUCAAUAAAAAGAAUAUGAAACUUCCCUGAUUGUGGGAAUAAGUUUUUUUGUCUCCCAAAAUCAGCAUUUUAUUUAAAGUGCUUUGCAGAUUUGACUUUUUUCUUAAAAAAAGACAUGUACCUUGAUACUGAAUAGUGGGGCAAUAGCUUAGGUCCUAACUCAUAGGCAUUUAAAGGAUACUAACACUCUUCUAAGGUUUUUCAGAAUAAAGGAUGAAAGCAGAAAAAUAAAAUGCCAUUAAAAGAAAUUGCCCAGUGAUGCAUUCCUAGUCAUGAACUAGGCUUUUCAGAAAACUUCUCAAGCAAUGCCUUUGUGCCACCUUAACCCUUUCCCAUGUUUUGGCACAAAAUGUAGCAGGGCCGUAGGUGGAAAAGCUUGCCAUUGAAGUAUGAACCUAAAAACGUACAUUUUGCCAUGAUAUCCUUUAUACUUGGGUUUUUAAAAGUACCUACAGGUAGGAGUUUCAGUAUAGUUAAGAAAUGACUGGUUUCAAUUGUAGUUAAGCAGCAAAGUGUAGAAUUUCUAAGAUUACAUGUGUUGGACUUUGGGGCAGGUAUAGGAUAUACCUGUGUUACUUAAAAGACCAGGGGGCCUAAUUCUUGUCAGUUUUCAUUGGUGCCAUCCAAGACUCGUAUUGUUUACAGGAAACACAUUUAGUAGUGUUUUUCCUUUUAAAAGUUUUGAAUUCAGCUUAAAAUACAGCUUGUGUGUGUAGUUUGUUAAAAGGCAUAGAGUAGUGGUAAGUCCUGUAGUGGGUGUGUGAAUGCAGUAGAGGUGGGGCGGGGGAGGGGACGUGGCGGUUCUUGGAUGAAACAGAAAAGACCAUCAACUCCAGGGCUUCAGAAUGACUUGGAAAACCAGAAAGGAGGGAAAAGUAGAACUAAGCUGUUUGUCUUGACCUGAAACAUACUUACCCUCAAUGAAAAAUGGACAGCGUUUUCUUGUUUAAAGAAUAUUUCAUCUAUUUGCCACCAGUUUUUUCAAAGUUAAAUGCACUGCUGCUACCUGGAAGAUGUCUUGUGCAACGCUGUGUAAUUUUGCCAUUGUCAUUAAGAUGCAUUGGUUUUAUUUAUAAGAUAUAUGAUUUAAAAUACCUAAAUGCUGUAUGAAGUGACUUGUUUUAAAGAAAUAAAUCAAGUGAA